AUGUUCAAUACUGUUUCUCAGAAGCAAAUGGUUCUAACUCUGGAAGAUCGGAUUCGUGUAAUUGAAAAAGUUGAACAGGGCAAAAGCUGUCGUUGUGUAGCAGUUGAGAUGGGCGUAGGAAAGACGCAAGUUCAAUCUAUAAAGUAUCAGAGUAGGAAGGUGCAGUAUGAUGACACUGACCGUGCUGUCUGGGAGUGGUUUGUUGAGGCCUGUUCAAGGAACAUUCCCUUUAGCAAUCGUUUGAUACAAGAAAGAGCACUCGUGUACGCUGAACAGCUGGGUCAUAGUGCAUUUUCUGGUUCCAAUGGCUGGUUAGAGAAGUGGAUGACUAGACACAACGUACGCUUGUCGUGCUUGUCUGGUGAAGUCGCUGAUGUGGAAGCCAGUGUAGUUGACGACUGGUCCCGCCGAUUGCAAUCUCUAUGUGAGGGCUAUGAGCUGAGGGACAUAUUUAAUGCCGAUGAAACGGGUCUGUUCUACAGAGCUUUGCCCUCCAGAUCCAUGGUUGCAAAGGGUGAUGAAGCUAAAGGAAGUAAGAAAGCUAAAGAGAGAAUAACUGCCUUACUUGCAUGCUCUGCUGUGGGUGAAAAAUUGACACCUCUUGUAAUUGGACGCUCAGCAAAUCCACGCUGUUUCAGAGGAGUGACAGCUUGUCUUCCUGUGACUUAUGCAGUGAACAAAAAAGCGUGGAUGACAAGUGACCUCUUUCAAUCUUGGCUCAACACCGUGAACAUUAAGAUGAAAAGUGAAAACCGGUCAAUCUUGCUAUUUGUGGACAACUGCUCUGCCCAUCCAAAUGUUGUCCACAAUAACGUAACAUUAGUCUUUCUACCACCCAACACCACAUCUCGACUUCAGCCCUGUGAUGCAGGCAUCAUACAAACUGUGAAGAUGCACUAUCGAAAACUGCUCCGCAGCAUCUUGGCCAGAAUGAAUGAAGCAACAUGUGCAUCAGACUUGGUAAAAAGUGUCAAUAUUCUUGAUGCCAUCAUGUGUUUUGAAAAAUGUGGGUUUGUGGAGUUGAGCGUGAGGGAGGAAGAAAACGAAACAGCUGGAGAAGAAGUGAAUCUUGAAAUGGAUCUACAGUUUCUGGUGCAUUCUGCUGGUACAACAUGGGCUGAGCACUCAAACUGUGACCAGGAGCUGGCCACUUCCUAUACUGAAGAAGACGUAGAUUGGGAGCAAAGGGCACUCGAGCGUGCUGUUAACAAAGAUAAGGAAAUCCAAAAUGAGUCUGACACAUACGUGGAAGACGAUGCUGAGGAAGAGGGUGAUGAUACCAGUGAAUGUCUGUCUGAGAGGGAGGCUGCUGUUGACUUACACCAACUUAGGGACUUUGCUGUAGCACAUGAUAAUGCUGAAUUGUUGCAGCUGAUUUCGAAAAGUCAAACAAUUGUGGAAAAGUUACAACGUACCUCACAGAUGUUCAAUAUACAAAGUAGAAUCACAGUGUUUUUUCAAGUAGAAAAUUUACCGAACAGUAUUUCUCUUGAUCACUAA
Molecule: messenger RNA, 1500 nt
Organism: Corticium candelabrum
Lineage: Eukaryota; Metazoa; Porifera; Homoscleromorpha; Homosclerophorida; Plakinidae
Product: tigger transposable element-derived protein 6-like
Exons: 4
Coding region: 1-1500 (499 amino acids)
Cellular component (GO): nucleus
Molecular function (GO): DNA binding
Source: RefSeq, a predicted model, not a curated record